Lytechinus variegatus (green sea urchin) is the source of this 2919-nucleotide messenger RNA. RefSeq lists its product as uncharacterized. NCBI's taxonomy places the organism in Eukaryota, Metazoa, Echinodermata, Echinoidea, Temnopleuroida, Toxopneustidae. The transcript has 16 exons. The coding region runs from base 91 to 2775 and encodes 894 amino acids. The record is from RefSeq and is a predicted model, not a curated record.
CAAAAAUUCGCUCGGCUGGGAUUCCUGAAAAGUAGUUUUGUUUUGCAACUCAAUCUGAAGUUUCCCUUCUCUGAAAGCAACGGAAUUCGAAUGAUGAGCACGUCAAGCGGAUUGGCAUUAAGACUGCUCGUAGUCAGUUUCGUUUUCGACAUCAUCGACGUCGGCUAUUGUGAGCAUUUUCGAGGAGGGUCGAUGUCAUGGAGAGCAACCGACAAUGGGGAUGUCGAGAUCAUGUACCGACUUGCCUGGAAAGCAGACACGGACGAGGGAGACCACAACUGCACUUUCGCCCGGAUCUCCCCGACCAACACCCUGGUCAGUGGUGAUUCAAGGGGCAUUCGGAUCCAGUAUCCGAACGUCCCGGAUAGCAUCGGCUAUCAACGGCAUCGUCUGGACUAUUAUUGCACAACAAGGCAUGAGGCUGCGGAUUAUCCGAGUAGCCUGGACAGGAGCUGGGUUAUGGGAGAAAAUACCAAGAUCAUCUCGCCUCCAAAUGGACGUCUAGACUUUGAUCUAUUAUGGGACUCGUGUUGCUGGGUACAUAGUCUGCAGAACUACGCCCCACCAAAGAGCUGGGACUUCGUCAUGUCUGUAAACCUCACGGUACGGAACGACACUGGAGCCAUAAACCACGCCCCUAUCACCACUGGUCUACCAGUACAGAGGAUCAAUAAGGGGUGCACAAGAGCAGUUCUUAAUAUACCAACUUAUGAUGCAGAUGGUGAUGAUGUAGAAUGUCGCUGGGUCGACGGCACCAGAGACGUGUCCGAGUGCAGGAGUAAUUGUGAUGCCUGGCCACGAUCUCAGUGGGUUCUACAGAAUCGGCCACAAGGCUGUCGCCUCAUCCUCCCGCGACUUCGCACCAUGGAUGCAGGAUGGUACGCAGUGGCCAUCAUGAUCGAGGACUCCUCGAACGGCGUCGUCCACAGCAAGGUCCCUUUCCAGUUCAUGCUGGAGGUCACAGGUGAUAUGACCUGUUCGAAGCCAAUCAUCAUUGGGCCGUCGGCGGAUUCCUGCUGGAUCCUUAGAGUGGGACAGACGUUUCGAUUCAACGUAACCGCACAGACCCCGACUAACGAAACGAGCAUCCGACAGAUUGCCACGACCAGCGUCCGGGGAAUGCAGAAGAGCCCCCUACGACGGGUUCCAACCAAACCUCUAAUGGCUUACGUCACCAUGUCUUGGACACCGACUGAUGAAGACAGACGCGUGGCUCUAUUCUGCUUCCAACCAGAGGAUAAUAAUGGAUUGCAAGGAAAUCAAAGGUGUAUUGACAUUUCUGUAGGAGAUGAGCGUGCUCCGGUGCCUAGCCCUUUGUUCUCCUUCCCUGCCGCCGGUUUUCCUGUUCGUCCAGAAGGGACAGCUUUCGAGAUAGUCUUUGACGAUCUGAUAACCCGCCCUCAACAUACAACCGAGAUUCAAAUCCUUCGAGCCGACGACCAUUCCUUGGUUCACGAGGUCAAGGUCGAACCCGAACCAGGAGACAAUCUCAUCUAUGACUACGACGCCAUCUUGUUUAGCAUUCCUUACGGUCUUCUGGUCGAAGGCACCAACUACACUCUUAGCCUGCCGGAAGGUCUGGCGAGGGGGUACAGCAGUUGUGAGCCCUGGUCCAAGGCGGCCUCGUGGGAUUUCUACGUAGGAUCAGAUUCAAGAGGUACUACCCGACCGCCAAGCGAGCGUUUCCUUCCACGACCGCAGUGCUUCGGGACUUUCAUGCAGAUAUUCAUCCCGAAGACAAUCGUUCCGUUUGAGGACCCGAACAACAUGCACUUCAACGAGCCAACGUGCGUUGGGCGGGAUCACAACGGCACGCAUUUCGUUAUGGGGACACACUACCAAUACUGCGGAACGCACAUCGAUUCAGGACGUGGCAAGUCAAUAAUAUCAAACACCAUUCGGAUACCGACUAUGACAAUACCCGGACACCCGGCGGUUACCCGACACAACGCCACGGCGAUCAACGUCAUCUGCGAAAUGGACAAGGAUAAGGUUACGUUUGUCGAGUUCGAUGCGGAUCUACCCACAGUGGUUUAUAACCGAACCGGUCAUGGCGCGUUCAAUUUCUCACUGAAGAUGUAUGAGGAUGCACCUUACGACAGAAAAUACGGAUAUUCUGAUUAUCCUCUUGAAGUCGAUCUUAAUGAUCGGCUAUUCUUCGAGGCAAAGGUCCUUCUUCCGGAUGACAAUACGUUACCAGGGCAACGCAUUUUCUUGAGGUCUUGUGAAGCCACGCCCACUCCCAAUCCGGCUGACCGGUUGUAUUACCGCUUUAUAGAAAACGAUUGUGCUAUGGACCAUACCAUCCAAUUCGGACUACAAGGACGCCUGAAGACACGGUUCUCCAUUCAAGCUAUAGCCUUUAUGGGACACUUCAUGAGCGAGUCGAUCUUUGUUCAUUGUGAAAUACAACUUCAGGACAGUGCGAGCGAACGUUCCUGUCCAGUGUACAGUAUGCCGAGCAAUAGAAAGCGUCGGUUUGCGGAUACGUACAGCCUAUCGCACGCUCUCUUUGGUACAGAUGGACCAAUCAGAGUAGUUGCUGAGAAGGGGCGUGGCAAGUCUUUCUCUGAUCCAGAUAACAAGAAGCCUCUGUCCCAGAGCCCUCUUGGUUCCGUCUACGUGUCAGUGAGCGCCCUCAUCGUUAGCCUCAUCCUCGUAGCCAUUCUCGUUUCCAUGGUGACAGUGAUGCGGAGGCUCCAGAUUCAGAACCGGAGGUUGGGGAAGUUCGUGGGUAGCCCCGGGAUCCCGCUGGACUCAAUCACCGAUCGUUAGAAAUACUGAAGGAAAAUAAUGAACUCAGAGUUCGUUCAAUAUUAAUAUGGCUGAGUUUUAUUUUUUUUUUACUUUUUGAAUUUAUAUGAUUUCAUAUUCAUAAGAUCAGAGCUUGUGGCAGUGGAUGCUUUAUAUAGAUGGUGA